GACACACUUUGAUUAACGAACCAGGAGCCAUGACGACGGGGGCAACAAAGAUAAGAACAAAAAAAGGAAGCAGGAACCGUCUUCGCAUCUUACUGGGAUGGGAGGGAAUGGACUCUCUAAAGCCGACAGAGAGGACGCAUCAUCAUCAUCAGUUAUAUCCUGGGUCAGGAACAACACUGCUCCCUACAACAGCCCGCAACUGUAAUCGACAUGGCACGUCGCAAUCGCGACACAUCUGGAGAUGAGGAGACACUCACCGUGGAUGAGUUGCGCGGAAUGAUGAACAAGCGCCCUGUUCAAGCGAAGGAGCGAACGACUGACCCGGCACAAAACACUCAGAGGAUGGACGCGGCGCUCGCGAAGUGCAGGAUUGGUGUGGCUUACAUCGAUAUACUCAAAAUCAAGAACUCGUUGUUAUUUGGCAAAUAUAACGAUCAGCCCCAGGAGGCCAGAGAGGUGAAUAAGCUUGUUGCAUCGUUUAAGAAGAAGGGGAUCCUGGCGAUGCGAGAAGCGACAGCGAUACCGAUCAUGCUAUCAGGCGCCCGCGUGAAGACUGGGUCAAGCCUCGUGGUCAACUUCGACAUCCCAGAUGCUGUACCACAGUUACAAUUGAAGGACGUCGACAAUAUUGUAGUGUCGUCAGGACGACACCGAGUUGCUGCGCUGAAGAAAUAUUCCGAAAUCGUCACUGAAGAGAUGGCGCGUAUGGAGCAACGCUGCGACGAUAUAACCGCUCGGAAGAAUCUGAGUCCAGACCACCUCACUGAAUUCAACAGGCUUCGCGACCAACUGGAUGACCUGCAGGGGACAAUAAUUCUGAUGGGAAAAUGGGGCGUCAUCGUGUAUGAUGAAGGUGAGUUCUACCGCUGUCUCUACUGUGCUACCGGAACUGUUGCGGCGGCUGGGUAACACAAGUCGUGCAUUUGAUGUAUCAUUCAAGGGACCGCGUGUUUUGGCGUGUUUUAGCUAUGGUAUGAGUUGGGAUCAAUUGUCGUUGCAACGGGUCCAGUGGGGGUAUGAGCAUCCAGCGCUGAUUAGUAUGCACCUACAGACAAUCCUUGCACGAGUACAAGGAAACUGCCGAAGAAGUGUUGAGCCAGAUCUUGCGAUUAGUGAAAAAAGCUUACAACAAUGCUUCUGAGCAUGAGCGAGUCGCGGCA
Suillus subaureus is the source of this 1160-nucleotide messenger RNA. RefSeq lists its product as uncharacterized. NCBI's taxonomy places the organism in Eukaryota, Fungi, Basidiomycota, Agaricomycetes, Boletales, Suillaceae. The record is from RefSeq and is a predicted model, not a curated record. The transcript has 4 exons. The coding region runs from base 211 to 909 and encodes 232 amino acids.